AUGCUCACAGCCUUACCAUUCUUUGUGUACCUUGGUACAAUGACCGUUUUUGGAAAGACCAUCGGUGGUCGAGCAGUCUACGUACCUAGCAGUAAUGCCAUUUGGAUAUUUUCUGCCUCACGAAGUUCUCAAACCGGAAACACCCUAUUUUCGAUCGACCUUGGAAAAAGCUUCAAUGCAAUAUCAGCACCUAUGCAAGUUAACAAAAAUUGUCCUAUCCUACAUUUCACUUCGAUAUUUAGGGGAUAUGACGAUACGAGCAUCAACAUAAUAGGAGUAGGUAGCUACACAAACAGUACAUUUGCUCCGAACAUGGUCCUCUGUCAAUACGAUACAAAGUCAGGGGAAUGGUCUCGCAUCGUAUCCCCUAAUGAACCAAUUGCACGAAGAAACUAUGCAGGUGUUAUGACCACAAGCAGCCAGACAAUCUUCUGGGGAGGGGAUUCAGAUAUGCUGACAGGAUUGCCACAAGAUAACUUUAUCUGGAGAUCAGACAUAGCCAUCUGGGAUGCAGCCAAUGGUUGGAUUCCAUCCAUUAGCCCAUACAGUGGUAUGGCCAGAACCAAUGCCACUAUAACUCAAAUUUCGGACACAAACGGCCGGCUUGUCAUCCUCGGUGGUUCAGUAAUAACAAACUCUUCUUGGGACGAUAGAGUUACCAACUUUCCACUAGCCAGCAUGGCCGACAUCAUUCUUUAUGACCCACGAACUCAGUUGUGGGAAAAUGUUGUCGCGUCUGGGAAUAUUCCAUCAGAAAGAAAACAUCACACUGCCACUCUUCAUCCAGACGGUCGUACAAUCAUAUUAUUCGGGGGAGAAGCUUGGAAUAACAGCACAGGACCAUACCUCUUGAAUGAUCUCAAUUUACUCGACACUACGACCUGGACCUGGAGAUCAUAUUCAAACACCAGCGGUACAGCUCUCUACCGGUCAAACCAUACGUCCAUAGUCAUCGGCCACCAGAUGUUUGUGAUUGCAGGCUCUAAUGCAACCGACAAGGCAGUCGACAUCCAAAUUCUCGAACUUGACAGCUGGACGUGGACCUAUCAAUCGGUGGCCAUACCCGCUCCAUCUAGAUGGGCAAAUAUCGGUGGGGUGUCUGGUCUGGUCGGAAUCAUCGUUGGGUGUGUUGUUCUGGUAACCGCAUCUUUACUAGGCUUUUUCUGGUGGUGGUCUUUUCGACAGAGACGCCAAAAACUGGCCAAAGAUGCUAUAAAAGAAACGAUUGACAACAACAGUAACAGGAAUAACAACAAUACGUCAAACGCCUUUGCUCGUCCGGGAACUCCAAAAAGAUCCAAAGCAGCACAGGAGUCGACUAUCACACCGACACCUGUUCCAAGUUGGGGAUUCUAUCGAGGUAGCAACAUGCCACUCUCAGCCCCGAGCCCGGCCUCUCCUGUGAUUUCAUAUACAUCAGAACUUUUAUAUCAGAACCAUGCCAAUGAUGACGGUCUGCCUUACUGGGAAGCAGAGUCAUACUACCCGACUCGUGAUCGAAUACCAAGCUUCUUUCUACUUCCCAUUCACGACACUCUACAAAAACCAAACCUUGUCGAGGACAAUGAAACAUUGUAG
Phycomyces blakesleeanus NRRL 1555(-) is the source of this 1578-nucleotide messenger RNA. RefSeq lists its product as hypothetical. The transcript has 6 exons. NCBI's taxonomy places the organism in Eukaryota, Fungi, Mucoromycota, Mucoromycetes, Mucorales, Phycomycetaceae. The record is from RefSeq and is a predicted model, not a curated record. Gene Ontology annotation, molecular function: protein binding. The coding region runs from base 1 to 1578 and encodes 525 amino acids.